Messenger RNA from Archocentrus centrarchus (flier cichlid), 2152 nucleotides. Its product is annotated as forkhead box C1-A-like. Gene Ontology annotation, molecular function: RNA polymerase II cis-regulatory region sequence-specific DNA binding; DNA-binding transcription factor activity, RNA polymerase II-specific. Gene Ontology annotation, biological process: cell differentiation; regulation of transcription by RNA polymerase II; anatomical structure morphogenesis. The coding region runs from base 308 to 1723 and encodes 471 amino acids. Lineage: Eukaryota; Metazoa; Chordata; Actinopteri; Cichliformes; Cichlidae. The record is from RefSeq and is a predicted model, not a curated record. The transcript has a single exon.
AUAAUGGAGCACACAUUCGGAUUCGGGGUGGAGCAGCCAGAGCAGCCAAAAGGGAGGAAAAAAUGUGAAGGGUAGAAAAAAAAAAAAAAAGUUCCUCGCUGUAACUCCUCCAGCCUUCUUAGUUUCCAAAUGUUCACUGUAGCAGUGCGUGCUCUCUCCGGCUCACCGCGGCGAGCUGUGGCUUAAAAAAAGGAACUUCCAGGCGAUACAGAGAGAAGAGAGAGUUGCGAGAGAUCGGAGCGCACGCUGAAGUUGUGACAGUUUGUGGGGGGGAAGCACUUUGGGGAGGUUUUACGCAUUGCGCAGGAUGCAGGCGCGCUAUUCCGUCUCCAGUCCCAAUUCUUUGGGAGUUGUACCCUACAUCAGCAGCGAUCAGAGCUACUACCGGGCCGGCGGGGGUUACACCGGAAUGCCUGCGGCUAUGAGUAUGUACUCACAUGCGACCCACGACCAGUACCCGGCCAGCAUGGCCCGGGCAUACGGACCAUACACCCCUCAGCACCAGCCGAAGGACAUGGUAAAACCUCCUUACAGCUACAUCGCACUCAUCACCAUGGCGAUUCAGAAUUCACCAGAGAAGAAGAUCACCCUGAACGGGAUUUAUCAGUUUAUCAUGGAGAGGUUCCCCUUCUACCGGGACAACAAGCAGGGCUGGCAGAACAGCAUACGGCACAACCUGUCUCUCAACGAGUGCUUUGUUAAAGUGCCCCGGGACGACAAGAAGCCCGGUAAGGGCAGCUACUGGACUUUGGACCCGGACUCCUACAACAUGUUUGAGAACGGCAGCUUUCUACGGCGCCGGAAGAGGUUCAAAAAGAAGGACGUGCAGAGGGACAAGGACGACCGGGACAGGCAAAGCAAGGAUCCCUCUGGCCGCACCACGGGUCGAGACCCGGACCCGCCGAUGCAGGGCUCUCAACCGGUGCGGAUCCAGGAUAUAAAGACUGAGAAUGGGAACUCCACGCCGCCUCAGGCCGCAUCCCCGACCCUGGGCGCUGUGCCCAAAAUCGAGAGCCCCGAUAGCAGGAGCAGCCUGUCAACAGGCAGCCCGCACAGCGUCCCUUCUACCAGGUCUCUCAGCAUCGAAGGAACCGAACACCAUCACCACGGCCAGGCCCCGGCGCAGGGCUUCAGUGUGGAUAACAUCAUGACCUCCAUGCGGGGGUCUCCGCAGGCCGAACUCUCCCCACCUCUCAUCGCCUCCUCUCGGACAGGUAUCACCCCUUCAUUGUCGCUCAACUACUCUCCAAACCAGACGUCUGCUUACAACUCAACGACCUGCAACCAGAACGUCAUCUCCACGAGCUCCAACGCCACUUAUCACUGCAAUAUGCAAGCCAUGAGCCUGUAUGCAGGGGACAGAUCAUCCGGCGGCCACCUGGCGCCCUCCACUACGGUGGAGGAGGCUCUACCCGACUAUUGCAUUACCACGACCACCGCGCCCUCACUCGGGCACGGAAACCUGAGCCAGGCGGGCCAAGACGGUCACCACGCGCACCAGGGCCGGCUCACGUCCUGGUACGGGGACCUGAGUCACUUGAGCCCGGGUUACCCUGCGCAGCAGCAGAACUUCCACUCUGUGCGGGAGAUGUUUGAGUCCCAGCGGAUCGGGCUGAACGGUUCCCCGGUCAACGGGAAUAAUAGCUGUCAGAUGGCCUUCCCUUCCGGCCAGUCCAUCUACCGCACCUCAGGAGCUUUUGUUUAUGACUGCAGCAAGUUCUGAAACCCAAACGCGUCUCUUAAAUUAAUAACUUUAAUAUAUAAUUUCUAUAUUUUUUGUACUUUUGGUCUUUGAUUCACACUCCGAAUGGACAAGCGAUUCAGAGAUAUUUUUUUUUUUUGUUUUUUGUGCAGAGCUGUGUAACACCAAAAACACGUAAGUUUCCUUCCCUCUCACUUCGAGAACAGUUUCUAAAGAUGGCUCAAAUCCCAACUUUUAUGACUAGACUGUAAAUUAUAGCCUAAUAUAGUAAUUUAUUUUUUAGGAAAAGGGAGUGGUUGGAUAUUGAGGACCAAACACGUUUUUUCCAGUUUUCUUAUUGCUGCAUUUUAAUUGUCCCAGUUCUUGUAUAGAAAUAGAGGAGGGACUGUGUAGCCUAUACUGACUUAUUUUAUUCAUUUUGUGUUAUUUGUUUUAAAAAAAUAUUUUGAA